GCUCCUCGCGGCACAACCGUCGUCGUCGUCGGGACCACGUCGUAAACGAACAAAUAUAUUCGUCAACCACUAUUGGCAGCUUCUCGCAGUCAAAGGUGAAGAGAUUCAUAUGUUCUAUUGAGUUGUUCAUUAUAUCAAAUCUUGACAAAAUGAAGUUGAUUUCUUCUAUAACACUACUUCCACAGACUUCUGGAUCAAAAAUUAAGGACUUUAUAACAUGUACUAUAUUUCUUCUCUUUUUAAUUGGUGAUGUCAAAACUAUGACUCACAUCUUGAGGCAUCAUCAGCAAAGAGACAAUACCGGGCUGAGUACUUUAAGCCCUAUAGAGCAAUUAACUUGGCCUCAUUCAGAUGUGAAGUUACCAUGCGGAAUUUUACCCGCUUUAAAUGUUACGUCCAAUUGGUUACAAAUGAAACUAAAAUGGCUGCACAAUGGGAAGAACGUUGAUCUUGGACAUCGUUAUAACCUAAACCAUAACACAGGAGUUUUAGUUAUUAAUAAUAUAAGGCUAGAUGAUAAUGGGAUAUGGCAAUGCGUAAACGAAAAACAAUUAGCUAGAGCAAUAAAUUUAGUAGUUUUAGAAAUUCCAAAAGAACCUUAUUUAUUAAUCGACGGGCACCGUUUAGACCCUGGAAAUUUAUUUGUACCAGUAAAAGAAAAUAUGGAUUUAAGUAUAGAGUGUGUGGUUGAAGGUGGUAAUCCAAUGCCAUCCUUACAUUGGUUACUAUUUCCAAGUAAUUCAAAUUUAGAAAAUGAAGCAAUGUCUUCGGGAUUACUGCAGUCUAACGAAUCGUAUCAAGAGAAAGACAUUAGUCGUAGUUCAGCUAAAAUUCAAAGAGUUCUUAGAGCUCAUCACAAUGCUACUGUGGCGUGUAUAGUGACACAUGUUACUCUUGCAAACCCCUUGAACACUUCUAUUCUUCUUGAUGUUCAAUAUACUCCCUCUUUUGGAAUUAGUAGAAUUCCUGGAUUUGGAAUACCUAUUAAAGAAAGUAUUUCAGUAUCUCUUAAAUGCGAUGUUGAUUCUAACCCACCGUCAUCUCCCGUCUGGCAAAAAGAUGAUAGUGCACCACCUGUUCUCCAAACUGAUGAUGGUUUUUUAAACUUUACGUCAAUACGAAGAAAUCAUAGUGGCUGGUAUAAAUGUACCAGCAGACAUUUGUUAUCUGAAUAUUCUUCAAUUGGUUAUUUUUUAAAUGUUAGAUACAAUUUAAAUGAUCUUGAUACAGUGCGCAAAGAGUUAAUCGAAGAAGAUAAUUCUGGUUCCUCUGAAUCUGUUGAGGUCACUGUUGGUGGCGAAGUUCAAUUAGAAUGUCCAUCAGGACCUAGUGCGGCAAUUCCAUGUUGGGCUAAAACUGGCAAUGAUAAUGACCUACAACCAAUAGGGCCAAGUAGUAAUCUUCAUAUAGAUCAAGUUUUAUAUCAAGAGGCCGGUGAAUAUAAAUGUAUUGUGGGCAGUAAAAAUGAAAAUCUAGAAAAACUCAGGGUGUAUACAGUUCAUUUGAAUGUUGUCGGCGGUCCAGUGAUAUAUACUGAAAACAGAACUAUUGUUGCGCACGAAGGAAACGACACCCGAUUAUCAGCUGAGUUUUGUUCUAAUCCAAUGGUAAACAAAGUUUUUUGGAUAGCGAGUGAUAGAGUUAUUCGACCAGGAACCGCCAUAGGACAGAUUACAGCUCAUAACAUAACUUCAUCAACAUCUUCUUACUGCCAAGUAGCUACUCUCACGAUACAAUCGGUAACGCCAGUGCACAGUGGAGAGUAUAAUUUGAUCGUCGGUUCCGGUAAAACAUUAGUAGAAGCUACAGUCAUAUUGAGUGUGACAAAGAGUACACGAAACAGAGAGCCCGUCCAAACAUCUAGUUCACAUUCAGUUUGCUCAAAAAUGUUUGAUAAUUACUUAAUUAUGUGUUUAGUUACGUCAAUUUUUACGCAUUUAAAAAAUUAAUAAUAAAUUAUUAUUUACCUAUAUGUUAUACAUUAUAUUAUGAAAAAAAAGAAAAAAGAACAAAUUGUAUAGGAGUUCUUAUUGUUGUAUAAUUGUUGAUUAAUAAUGCAUGUCACACGGAUAUGCGAUUUAGGAAAAAUAUUUAUAUAAAUAUGUACUAUUUAAUAAAAAUAUUUUGAAAACAAAAAAAUGUUUGACACCAAGAUAAAUAAAGAUCCGUCUAAUAUAGAAAACUGUAGAAACACAAAUUAAAUAAUAAAUUAUUUUAUAUUCCUAAAAUAAAAGUGAUUAGAAAAAUGUUUGAGAUCUAUAUUAUACAUUGUCAGCAUUUGCCACAUACCUUUAUAUAAACGUGUUUUGUGAUAGUAUAAAUGUAUAAUAUACAAA
This is a messenger RNA of Acyrthosiphon pisum (pea aphid), 2336 nucleotides long. Its product is annotated as irregular chiasm C-roughest protein teiresias. Gene Ontology annotation, cellular component: plasma membrane; cell-cell junction. Gene Ontology annotation, biological process: cell-cell adhesion. The transcript has 10 exons. Lineage: Eukaryota; Metazoa; Arthropoda; Insecta; Hemiptera; Aphididae. Gene Ontology annotation, molecular function: cell adhesion molecule binding. The record is from RefSeq and is a predicted model, not a curated record. The coding region runs from base 150 to 1949 and encodes 599 amino acids.